This is a messenger RNA of Neofelis nebulosa (Clouded leopard), 1898 nucleotides long. RefSeq names its product trans-golgi network vesicle protein 23 homolog C (gene TVP23C). Gene Ontology annotation, cellular component: Golgi membrane. Gene Ontology annotation, biological process: vesicle-mediated transport; protein secretion. The coding region runs from base 127 to 744 and encodes 205 amino acids. The transcript has 7 exons. NCBI's taxonomy places the organism in Eukaryota, Metazoa, Chordata, Mammalia, Carnivora, Felidae. The record is from RefSeq and is a predicted model, not a curated record.
AGCACCUGGAAGCGGAAGCGGGGACGGGCUGAGCUUGUGCUUUGCUCCUCCCCUCCUGUGGGGACCUGGUCGCGUCAGUGGCCGCGCUGACGUGGCUCCCGGAAGUGGGCCUGGCGCAGGGCCGUCAUGUUGCAGCAGGACAGUAAUGAUGACACCGAGGAUGUCUCCCUGUUUGAUGCGGAAGAGGAGACCGCUAACAGACCAAAAAAAUCCAAAAUCAGACACCCGGUGGCGUCAUUUUUCCAUUUGUUCUUUCGAGUCAGUGCCAUCGUCGUCUAUCUGCUCUGUGAGUUGUUCAGCAGCAGCUUUAUUGCCUGUAUGGUGACAAUUAUCUUGUUGUUGUCGUGUGACUUUUGGGCAGUCAAGAAUGUCACAGGUAGACUCAUGGUUGGUCUGCGUUGGUGGAAUCACAUAGACGAAGAUGGAAAAAGCCAUUGGGUGUUUGAGUCCAGGAAGGAUUCUGCUCAAGAGAGUAAAACUGUUUCCGAGGCCGAAUCGAGAAUCUUUUGGUUAGGACUUAUUGCCUGUCCGGUGCUGUGGGUGAUAUUUGCCUUCAGUGCGCUGUUCUCCUUCAGAGUGAAGUGGCUGGCGGUGGUUAUCAUGGGUGUGGUGCUGCAAGGUGCCAACCUGUACGGCUACAUCAGGUGCAAAGUGGGCAGCAGGAAGAAUUUAACCAACAUGGCCACAUCGUAUCUCGGAAAGCAGCUGUUAAGACAGAACACUGGAGAUGAUCAGACUUCCUGAAGAGGGGGGAGAAAGCUCAUGUAUUCGGUUACGCGGGGGAAUGGCUGGAGAGAUUCUGGACUCUGAACCUUUUGGAACUGAGUACAUGUUGCAAGGAGGAACGUUGGGUUUGUUUUUCCAGUUUAUUAAUCUCUUGCUUUAAAAAAUUGGAAAAGUCGUUUUCACGUUAAGUUUUUUGCUGUCUCUCUAGCGUUUGGGGCUCGAAAGUAUGGUGUGGCCAGAGACACUGUCCAAACUGGUUCCCGGUUUACAUAGGUGAUGUCCAUAUGUCUCAAGUUAAUGAAAGUGUCUUUACGUGCAUAUGAAUGGAGACCUUUGCGUUUUGACCCACAGAAUAUGGAAGAUGUUCCCCGUCUCUCAGAACUCUAGGUGUGUACAUAUUUGUCUUGUAGAUCGUCGUCAGAAGAAAGUUUGGCUUCCAUGGUGAGAGUGAGCACUUUGGCUUAUUUAGAAGUUAGAAAUAAUUGUUAACUUUACAACUUAAUACAUACUUUGUGAUGAAACUUCUUAUCUUAGGCACUCACAGGCAGGUAAAAACCAAAUUCGGGCCAGUGGUUAACUAGUUCGUAAAGUUUGUUUCCUUUCAUUUGUAACAGGUCGUGUAGUUAGGGCCCAAUUAAUGUAAAUGGAAUUUUCCUAGUUUAUGUUUAGGGGCUCCCCUAGAGAUUGCUGCUGUUCUAUUUAUUUUUUGGAAGGGUUAGUCAGAUUUUACUUUGCCACUUUCCGUAGGCUCUUUGUUGGUCCUUGGCCUAAUGAAAUCUCUCUUUUAUCACUAAAAGAGUAUUAUUCUUAUGUCAUAGUGAGAAUAAUCAUUUAAAUACUUGGCAUAAUAAAUGCCCAGAAGACAUUUUAUCUUAUGAAUCUAUUUUUUUUUUCUUGCUAUAAUGGGGAUAUUGUAAAUCAUGCAUUUGUAUUAACGGUAUUUCUUAAGGCAAUAUAUGUAACAAUCUCCAAGCUGUUGUAGGAGUCUAUAAAUUCUGUUGCAGGUUCUGUAAACUUUGUUGGAGUCUUUCAACCAACAGAUUAUUUUGUGAAUGUAUUUAUACAUUGUUGAAAUUUUUCAAAAGAUGUUUAAUUGAAUAAGUCUUUGUUGGAGUGAUAGCUUGAAGGUGCAUAACUCUAUAUUUGUAUAAAACUCUACUGUUUACAAAGCA